UUGAGGUUAUAAAAUUUGUUUUUACGUAUUUGCCAAUUGAUAUCAGUUAUCGUAAAAUGUAAUAUACCUAAUGUUCCUUCUUUAAAUCUUGGUGCUUCGCAAGAAAAAAGGGUCUACUUCCUCUUCUUUCUCUACGGCAAGCAGCAUACUGUGCAUCUCUUCAGUAUUUUACUUCCGUAUUCCGAUUUAACUGUUCUAAGAAGUUCGUCCUUGCCUCUUCUCUUGCCUUGGACAUGGCUGCAGCUACCGCCGAAAUACCGCUCACGAAAAAGUUGGACUAUACUAUCCACAGUUAUUCAAGCUAUUCGCCAACCUACGUCCCAGAGAAUAUUCGCGAAGACAAAUCUAAUGAUCAAACUUCUCGUUGGUCCUCGGACUCAAACAAUCCACCUCAGUUUUUGACUCUCAAAUUAGUUUCAACCAGUAUUGUCCAGUCCAUCACAUUUGGAAAGUAUGAGAAAGCUCAUGUGUGUAACUUGAAGAAGUUCAAAAUUUAUGGCGGCCUAAAAGAAGACAAUAUGAUUGAGCUUUUAAGCAGUGGUCUGAAAAAUGACUCAAACCCUGAAACAUUUGAGCUCCGGAACAAAGUUAGUGGAAAUUACUUUCCGUGCAGAUUCAUCAAAAUUUUGCCUCUUCAGUCAUGGGGCCCCAGUUUUAAUUACAGUGUAUGGUUUGUCGAACUAUCUGGUAUCGAUGAUAGGACUCAGGUUCAACAGAGCAUGGACUGGUUUCAUACGUAUCAAGAGCAAGAACUAAUUAGGUUGUGUAUGAAACAUUUCCGAAAAAUGAACUACACUAGGGCAUUAGAGGCCCUCUACAGUGAGACUAAAGUAAAGCUUGAGCAUCCUGCUUUGAGCAACUUGUAUGAUAUAUUAGUUAAUCAAGGCGACUAUGAUUCAGCUCAGACGUUUAUUGCUGAUGCUGCAACAAAGGGCCUCUUUAAGAGGUAUAUCUCAGAGCAAGAGUACAGAGCAAUUUGGCGACCUAUGCAGUGUGCAGGAGGGAGACGUCCAGGCAUGCGAGGUGGCCACCAGAUGUGUAUUGAUGUUGUCUCAGAAACUAUCUAUCUCAUCGGAGGUUACGAUGGCAAUCAUGAUCUGAGCGAUCUUUGGUCUUACCAUAUUCCUAGCAAUCAGUGGACUCUAAUAUCCUCAGACACCGAGUCUGAUGGUGGGCCCAGUGCAAGGUCCUGUCAUAAAAUUUGUUUCGAUCCGGAAAGGAGACAAAUUUUUACUCUAGGGCGGUAUUUAGACAUCCAGUUUAGGACACCAGAAAAUUUGAAAAGUGAUUUUUAUGUAUAUGAUAUCGAAAGUAACAGCUGGACCCUUAUCUCGGACGAUACAGCAUCUGUAGGAGGACCGCAGCUUAUUUUUGAUCAUCAGAUGUGCAUGGAUGUCCAAAAAUCAGUUAUCUAUGUGUUUGGAGGAAAAAUUCUCACACUCACAAACAGUGGCUCUGAUGAACGGCUAGGUAAUGAUAUGCCAUCAGUUAAUGAACCUGUUUUUUCUGGACUCUACUCUUAUCAUGUCCCAAUGAACAUUUGGACUUGUAUCAAUACCACUGGAUCUCAGUUGCGUUGUCGAAUGGGUCACUCUAUGCUCUUCCAUCCUUGUUCUAGAAAAUUGUACGUUUUUGCUGGUCAGCGGAACAAAGAGUAUCUGAAUGAUUUUUUUUCAUACGAUGUGGACACAGGCUCUAUCGAGCAAUUCUCUGAAACAACAAGGAAAGAUGCUUCCGGACUGUCAGCGGGAGGAUUCACCCAAAGAGCAACUAUUGAUCCAGAUUUAGAUGAAAUCUAUGUUCUUUCAGGCUUGAGUAAGGACAAGGAAAAACGUGACGAUAGUGUUCAAAACUCUUUGUGGGUAUAUUACAUCCGUCAGAAACAAUGGUCUUGCAUCUAUCGGAAUGAAAAUCAGGGAGAGCAGUAUUGGAAUCGCAUGCAAUAUGUCGAGCCUUGUCCCAGAUUUGCCCAUCAAUUAGUCUAUGAUCAUGUGAACAAGGUUCAUUACUUAUUCGGUGGAAAUCCUGGUCGCACAUGUCUUCCGAAAUUACGCCUUGACGAUUUUUGGCAGCUCCAGUUGAGCCGCCCAACCACCGAACAAAUUGUACAGCGUUGUAGCCUUUUAAUUAGAAAACAUAAGUUCCAAGACUUGGCAUUGAAAGACACAUACAGUGCUCUCAACUUCCUUCAAACUUCCUUAUCAGAGAUUAUAGACCAUAGUGAUCCACAGCAAGCAAAUGAAUUUCGACUGAUGGCAGCUUUGUUGUUCCAAACUCCUAAAGAUGCACCGGGGAGGAAAACUGAUUGCGGUCAUCAUCAGAGAGUGCAACUCUUUGAACAGAUCACUGAAUUUUUUGCCUCUGACAUGACUCAACCGAAAAAAAAUUUAAUUGAUCUCAUUCCUCUGUAGCAAGAGUUUUCCUCUAGUCCCUCGCUUCAAGUCCUGAACUUUUUCUGCUAAAUUGUCCUCUGUAUAAUUGUGAUUAGGAUUGAAACCUGAAAAUUUGUCAUUGUAGAAUGUUGAAUUUUAAUCUUGAAUAAGUUUAUUACAGGAUGAAAUCAUAAUACCUGUGCACAACUAUUUUAAACGUAGACAUUCAUUCAUUUCCAGAAGACGUCAUCAUCUUCAAAUGAGUGAAAAGUCAUGUGGUUGCUGUAUGUAUCAACAAGAAAUAAACAAAAAAUUAGGUCCUAAUGACAUCUUUCAUCUUGAGCUGUUUUGUUUGAGUCUUAGAAACUGUUUCUUGACUGCAAGUCUUUAUUGAGAGAACUUUUUAUGUCUCAUUUAAAAGUAAGAAAUAUUCAUUAAAGUUAAAAGUAUCUGAUAACAUUAGUUUAUCUUUCAGCUCAGUUUUAAUUUUAAAUGUAAUUUUUUGGCUCGUUCUGUUCGAACUGUUAAAACUCAUUUUCUUUUCCUGUAUUCUUAGGAUUUAAUAGUUUAAACUGUAUUAGGCAAUUGAAGCAAAAUCAAGAAAGUCAGAAAGCUAUUUAAUCCAUAUUUGUCCUAAAAAUGAUCAACCACCCAUGUUAUAAAAAAAGGGUGAUAUUUCUUGGAAGUCCCACCCUCUAAGCUGUUCCUUUAUUGUGUUAGUGCCCUGUAUUUUUUUAAAUUUAUUUUUAUGAGAAUGAAUUAAAAGUAAGUGUACCAAGAAGCUAUAGUUUUCCAGAUUUGGUAACAGUUUUACGGAGAAAUUGUCUGUUUCCUACACCCACCUCUUCUCCAAAUUUGCCCUCUUUUCAUAUGCUGUGGAACUUUACACAAACACUAAGUCAACGUCCUCAAAAAAGAGGGCAGUUGAAGUUGUUGGAAACAUCAGAAAGAUCGUUCUCUAAUAUUGCAAUUUAAUCCUCGACAAAAUCACCUGCCAGAUUCUUUCACUUUCCAAGUCAUAAAAGCAACUUCCUUUCAAAAUCUCUGUAGAAACCAUGCCUCUUAGUCCUGAGUUAAGGUUUGAAGCGAAGCUGUUACCUUUACAUUAGCGCUGAAACGCUUCCAUGUGUGUCUCCAAGAAACGGUAGGUAUCUUGGAGGGUUUACCUAUAUUCUUAUUUUCCAGAUUUUUCAUCUGAUGAUGUGCACCUUUUUGUUAAGAUGGAGCAACUCAGCUAUGUCACAGAGAUGGCAGCUCUGCAUGAACUUCUGAUUUUGGACUGAAAAGCAUGUUUUUUAAGGAUUUUAUGCAAAAGUUGAUGUUUUGUGCGAGAAUCAGGCAGCAGUUUUAGGAAGUACAUUUCAAUGCUUGAGAGUAAUCUUUCUUUUGUUUUGAUUGACUGAAAAACACUUUUUGACGUACACUUUAUGUUUUGGAAGACAUGACCUGAUUCUUUGUCUGAAGUUUUGGAGAGAAAUGCAAUGUGAGGAAAUUUGGAGGAGAGAUAGGUCCACAAUAUAUUUGCAAUACUUCACGGAAAUUUUUAUAACAAUAGAAAAGCGAAGAGUAUGUCCACUAUUACACUAGUUUGAUGAUACUCCAGCUGGUCUUGAUAUUUUUCAAGAUGAUAAUAGGUAAACUUAUUUAAGAAUCCGCCCCUGUAGGUAAGUAUUUUACCAUUCAUGCAAUUUUUUCAUUUGACUGUUACAUUAAAAAUUGUGAAACAAAGUCAUUAGGUCUCCUUGUUACCACUUAAAACAAUUGUUAUCCCUUCUGUGUGCAUUUUAAUUAUAAACAGUUUUUGCUUCCCAA
Bemisia tabaci is the source of this 4184-nucleotide messenger RNA. It is a transcript of the gene muskelin, whose product is annotated as muskelin 1. Gene Ontology annotation, molecular function: protein binding. Gene Ontology annotation, cellular component: cytoplasm. The record is from RefSeq and is a predicted model, not a curated record. Lineage: Eukaryota; Metazoa; Arthropoda; Insecta; Hemiptera; Aleyrodidae.